ACGGAGCUAACGGUGAUUCACCCUAUUGACUGGGUAGACUAUGAUCACAUCAGAUUCACUUCGACAAUAUUUAUCUUGUGUAAUCUGUCUAAUUCGUUCAAAAUGUUCUGAGACAAUAUACCAAAAAAAUCUUUUUAGUAUGAUGCUUACAGCUGCUACCGGAAGCUGCUGAUAAAUGCUGAUUUGUGCUGUUUGCGAGUGAAAGAUGGAGCACAUCAGAUUACCAAAGGUUGAAAAAGUCCAGCUAGUGGACAGGGGAUGUUCUCACAGGGCACGAGUUGGAACACUAUAUUUAACAGCCUUUCAUACAGUGUUUGUGGAUAAUGAGGCUGAGGAUCUCAGUGAACUGUGGGUGCUGCAUAGUCUGGUGUGUAAUAUUAAGAAACAAAGCAGUCCUGCUCUGGGACACUCACUUCUCAUUCAAUGUAAGAACUCUCAGCUUAUUCAACUCAUCAUCCCACAAGAGAGCGACUGCAAUGAUGUUUUUAUGUCACUCUUACGACUCUCCAGGCCAGAGCGAUACGAGGAGCUUUAUUGUUUUUCUUUCAAGACAAAUUUCAACAAGGCCGAAAGGGAUGAAAAUUGGGACUUUAUAGACAUGAAGGCUGAAUAUAGUCGCAUGGGAGUGCCAAAUAAACUCUGGCAUGUCACCUCUAUCAACCGAGAAUACAGGGUAUGUGACACUUACCCCGCUGACCUGUUCGUACCUAAAUCAGCCACGCUCCCUGUCAUCAUAGGGAGCUCCAAGUUUCGCAGCAAGGGCCGAUUUCCUACGUUGUCAUACUACUGCAAAGAAACUCAAGCAGCUAUAUGUCGCAGCAGCCAGCCUCUUUCAGGCUUCAGUGCCCGCUGCUUAGAAGACGAACAGAUGCUAGAGGCCAUUAUGAAGUCCAACCCGAGCAGCCGAUUCAUGUAUGUUGUGGACACCAGACCCAAGCUAAACGCAAUGGCAAACCGGGCUACAGGAAAGGGCUAUGAAAACGAGGAUAACUACACCAAUAUAAAGUUUCAGUUCAUCGGCAUUGAAAAUAUCCAUGUGAUGAGGAACAGUCAGCAGAAACUGAUCGAAGUGUCUGAUCUUUGUUCCUCAUCCAUGGGGGAAUUCCUUUUAGGCCUGGAAAAUUCAGACUGGUUAAAACACAUCAGAUCAAUAUUGGCAGCUGGAAUCUUUGUUGCCAGGGCUGUGGCAGAGAAAGGCAUCAGCAUCUUGAUCCACUGCUCGGAUGGUUGGGAUCGAACAGCUCAAGUGUGCUCCAUAGCCAGUGUGCUUCUUGACCCUUACUACAGGACUCUUAAGGGAUUCAUGGUGUUGAUUGAAAAAGACUGGGUUUCAUUUGGACACAAGUUUUCUCAUAGGUACAGCCACUUAAACGGAGACCCCAAAGAAGUGUCUCCUGUUAUUGACCAGUUCUUAGAGUGUGUGUGGCAGCUUAUGGAGCAGUUUCCCUGUGCCUUCGAAUACAACGAGAGAUUCCUCAUCAGCAUCCACAAUCACAUUAAUUCAUGUCAGUAUGGCAACUUCAUUUGCAACAGUGAAAAAGAGAGGAAACUUCUAUGUAUUAGAGAGAAGACUCACUCCGUCUGGCCUCAUUUGUGGAAGAAUAAACUGGACUGCAUGAACCCUCUGUUCAGACCAGACCACAGUCAGACCCAAGGAGUUCUACAUCCCAUUACUAACCCCUACUGUUUCAAGUUCUGGAGGGGUUUGUACAAUCAGUUUGACCGAGGCUUGCACCCACGUCAGUCUGCGCUCGAGAGCCUAGUGGCUGUGAAAGAGGAAACUCAACAGCUAGAAGAAGUUCUGGUCAUUUGUGAGCAGAAACUGGCUGCACUGGCUAAGGAGCCAUUGAAAGGCCUCAGUGUGAAAAAUCAUGUGCCAAUGUACAUGGGCCUAGCCAACAUACCUCAGGACCACAAUGGAAGAUUUUUUGGCACUGGCCCUAAAGUUCUCAGCCUGUUCGGAGAUACACCAAAAAGCUAUGGCAGGGAGUCAGGAGAAGCACACUUCAAGUGUCAUUCCUCAACCAAUGGCAACGCAUUUCCAAAUAAAGAUGAAGUCAAAGAUCCUGACUUUAAUACUGCCUAAAUGUAGGGCUAAUGACAAAUGAAAAGCCAUAUAUAAAGAAUGUAUUUAACUAUACAAAGAAUGUGUGAAUUUCAUGUAUGCAUUUGACUUUAGUUGUUCACUCAGUACUCCUCAAGUCUGUGUGCCUGUAUUUCUGUCAGUGUAAAGACCAGGGUUAAUAUUUGGUACGUGUUGGUUUCACAUUUGCAUGAAGUUAUUUGUGUUACAAACAUGCACAUUGCAAAACACCUCAUAAUGCUAGUAUAUUUAUUUAUUCUAAGACCUGAAAAUCAAACACAUGAGACUGAGAUCUAACCUAUAUAGUAAAUAACACUCCUUUUGUUUGGAAUAUAGGUCGGUAUGUUUACAAAAUAGGUCGAAUACAUUGACUGAUAUUCCUGAGCGUCUAAGUCCAAUUGUUAAGCAUGUGUUCUCAAUGCUUGUUUUAAUAACUGUAUGAACAUUACUACAAAUUGGUUUAUUUUUAUGUUGAACGGUUGAAAGUGGGGAUAUGCUGAACACAUGUAACCUUGGGUUAUACAUUAAUUCUAAAAUAAGGUCUGAAUGAUUGCAAUGUCACUCAAAUAUUAAUAAAUAAUGUUAAUUUUA
Messenger RNA from Ictalurus punctatus (channel catfish), 2674 nucleotides. It is a transcript of the gene mtmr7a, whose product is annotated as myotubularin related protein 7a. The record is from RefSeq and is a predicted model, not a curated record. The transcript has 14 exons. Gene Ontology annotation, molecular function: phosphatase activity. Gene Ontology annotation, biological process: dephosphorylation. The coding region runs from base 206 to 2086 and encodes 626 amino acids. NCBI's taxonomy places the organism in Eukaryota, Metazoa, Chordata, Actinopteri, Siluriformes, Ictaluridae.